Molecule: messenger RNA, 348 nt
Organism: Linum trigynum
Lineage: Eukaryota; Viridiplantae; Streptophyta; Magnoliopsida; Malpighiales; Linaceae
Source: the annotation of a GenBank genome assembly
AUGCUAGAAGGGCUGAAGGGUAAAAAGUUGGUUUUGGCAUUGAAAGGAGAAACAGGCCCUGACCCAGAUCCACCAAGGAGGCCAGAAGGGCCCGCGCAAGGAAGCAAGACCAACCUCGACGGAACGUUUGGCUUCAUCCAAAUGGGUCAGAAUUUCCUGACCCAAACUCUCUUGACCCGGCCUUUAUGUGUAAGCCCAGUGGGGUUCUUUCGCCACUCCCUGAUGAACCCGGAUGCAGCCACGCCAGCAGCUAUCCCCAUGCAGCGAUUCGGCUUUCGAGGAAUGACUCUCCGUCGUUUUUCCCAACUUCCCACGCAGAGGCGGCGGUACCACGGUGGAGACUCUUGA